CUCAGUCUGACUAAAUUCUAAUAUUUUAGUUUUAUUCGAGUAAUGAUCGAAGGGAUUGGGAAUGAAGUUCUAUUUGGUAUUUUCUUGUUACUAUUCCUAAUUCCAGUUUUAUUCUACCUAAUAUAUAAAAGAAGAAACAACAUUGAUGUUCACCCGUUAAAUAUAAACAAUAUAAAUCGAAUAAGACAAUAUGUGAAAUUGUCAAAUUUAAAUCAAGAAGUGAUACAACCAAAUCUUGAUCACGAACAUAAUGAAAUAUUACCAUUAGAAUCAAAUGAUCAUCUCAAUCAAAAUAAUAUUCUUAAUGAUGAUGGAACACCACUUGAUGAUAGAAUCCUAAGACCUCCAAAUUUUAGAAGAUAUUAUAGUGACUCUCAAUGCCCUAUAUGUUUAGGCAAUUCUAACUUCCCUGUUGAGACAAAUUGUGGUCAUAUGUUUUGUGGAAAAUGUUUGACGCUUUACUGGCUACAUGGUCGAUGGGGUUUAUCAGCUAUGUCAUGUCCAGUAUGCAGACAAACAAUUACACUUAUAAUUCCAUGUUUUCCCACAAUAAAUGACGAAACAGAUGUAAGCAAUGUCGAAAAAGAAAAAGUUACUGCUGAAAUUAAUAAAUAUAAUAGACGCUUCUCAGAUAGCCCACGAUCGAUUAUGGACUACAUCCGUGAUUUACCUGUCCUCUUACGUCACGCUAUAGGCGAAUUCUUUUCGGUAUCGGGUUUGGCUUUCGUGUUUCGUGCCCGCAUGGUUCUUUGUUUCUUGGGAGCCGCUCUAUAUCUCCUUUCGCCUUUUGACGCACUGCCCGAGGCUGUUUUCGGAAUUUUGGGAUUUCUUGAUGACGCCGUUGUCUUACUUCUCGUCGCGGUUUAUGCUACUGUAGCCUAUCGACAAACCCUGACGGCUAGACAAAACUCGCAGGAUAAUUCAGAAUCCCCUACUGAAAAUAAUUUUGACCAAGACAGUCUCUCGCUCAUCAAUAAUUUCCAUGGCGGUGAUAACUUGGAUCGACUUAACCCUGACCCUUUCAAUAGGUAUCUGUUUGAAUCGUCCGCUGAGCCGAGUGGAUCGGAUGAAAAUGGAAACGAUCUCCUAAGAUGGUUUUGGGGUCACGUGGGCAGUCAUAUAGCCAGCGCUAACGAUCGAUACGGAUACGAUGAUACUACCUAAAUUUGUUGUGAUUUGAAUUUGAGCUAUGGUGAAGGGAACCGAAAGAUUCUCAACAUUCAUUCUUAAUAUUUUUCCCCAAAGCUGUGAAAAAUUAUGUAUUAAUUUGUGACGCUACAUAAUAAAAAAAUAUUUAUAUUCGUUUACAUUCAUAAUUUCCUUUCGAACACAAUUGGAAAUUAUAAUAAUUUUAAUUUAUGAGUUUUAUUUAGAAUUAUAUGCUUACAAAAAAGAUUAGGUUUUUUUAAAAUUAAAAUGAUCGAUUAAAUUUCAAAAUACGCACAAAUAUAAUAUUCAAAAAUAUUGUUGAUUAUUUUUAUACAUUCAAAUUUAAAAUAAUGCAAAACAAUAUUUAGUUUGAUUUUCAAUCAAAUUAUGAUAUCAGAAAUAUUUCUCAUCGUCAUCAUCCUUUCUUU
Molecule: messenger RNA, 1577 nt
Organism: Gordionus sp. m RMFG-2023
Lineage: Eukaryota; Metazoa; Nematomorpha; Gordioida; Chordodea; Parachordodidae
Product: E3 ubiquitin-protein ligase RNF170-like
Exons: 7
Coding region: 43-1164 (373 amino acids)
Molecular function (GO): ubiquitin protein ligase activity
Source: RefSeq, a predicted model, not a curated record